CAACGAGCGACCAUCCACAUCAUCAGAGUCAAGGCGAUCCCGGUCACCUCGAAGACAGGAAUCUUGCAGACAUACAUCUCAUGACGAAGCAGAGAUGAAGUCGAUGGUUGCAAAGCUAGGCAAGAAUGUUGUCGUGAUACAAGAGCACUUCGAGGCGGUACGCGCUAAGAAGGAGGCUAAGGCGCAGAAGAAGCUCGAGAUAGAGGAAGCAAAAAGACGUGAGGAAGAAGCACUGAAGUUUGUUGCCGAAGAACAAGCGCGGAAGGAGAAGAAGGCUGAGAAGAAGAAAGAGAAGGUACGCUUGGAGGCCGAAUGGCGGGCGGAGAUGAAAAAGGAUCUAGAUAUCCAGGCCGCUAUCCGCUUUACUGAAAUGGAGGACCGAUUCAUCAGUCGUAUUACACAAGCGGUAGCACCGCUUGGUUUGCUGAGGGCGGACAAAGGCAAGAGGAAAGUUGCCUACCAAUCAGCUAGUACCUCCGCUUCAUCCAGUGAGGACGAGGGGAGCGACACGAGUGUUACUCAGGAGAUAAGUGAGAAGACUGAACGCUUGUGCAUCUCGGAGAAGCGGAAGAGAGGGCCCGAACCUGUGUUUGAAGAUAGUCCGCUCAUGGAGGUGCCGCCUAAGAGAACACCGAAGCGGGGAAUUCUGAAGCUUGUGAAACUGUCAGCACGGAUAACUCGCUCGCAGGCAAAGAAGGGCGGCGCGAAGACACCGAAUUCGAUGCGUAAAGCAGCAGACACUCCUGCAUCAUUACGGAAGACUCCGGUCCGUAUUUCGCCACAGGCGCGUGGCCUAACACCAGGUUCAAAAGGAGCACUGGCACGCCUGCGCUACCGGGACAACAUCCUACGGGAGUUGAAGACCCUCGAUGCCACUGAACUGCAACGCAUUUGCCGUGAUGAAGGGGUUAUCUAUGAUAAGAAGAUUGACGCGAUCUUUGAUAUUGUCGUACAUCGAACGAACGUGGCGUUUACCGCAGCUUCUGUCAAUGAAGUGGAAGUUAUUCCAAUAGCCGACUCAGAGGAGGUGGGUGCAGACGCCGGCGAUACCAAUGUUGUGAAUGAGUGACGACCUUUUGAUGUUCCGCAGCUAUGGAACCUUUGCAGAUGUUUGACACAGAUACGUGGUGAACUUGUCGCUGUCAAUAGAUCGGUUGAUGGUCUAUUGCGCGUUGUCUUCCUGUUGUUAGUUGUGCAUAACCAGA
Messenger RNA from Chara braunii, 1205 nucleotides. NCBI's taxonomy places the organism in Eukaryota, Viridiplantae, Streptophyta, Charophyceae, Charales, Characeae. The record is from the annotation of a GenBank genome assembly.